Molecule: messenger RNA, 1385 nt
Organism: Penaeus chinensis
Lineage: Eukaryota; Metazoa; Arthropoda; Malacostraca; Decapoda; Penaeidae
Product: glycine-rich cell wall structural protein-like
Exons: 1
Coding region: 24-1292 (422 amino acids)
Source: RefSeq, a predicted model, not a curated record
UAUUAAACAAAGUAAGAAUUUCAAUGUGCAUAUAUUUACAGGUAUUUAUCUUGUCUGUGAUUGCCGGUGUCAUCGCCAAGCCUCAGGGUUAUAAUUUGACUCCGCCUUCCGGUCCAUCUUUACUAACACAAAGAUGCAGCAACGGACAGGUGUUACAUGUGGACGGUAGAUGCGUAACUCCAAGAGUCAACCGUCGUGUUUUCUUGUAUGAUGUGCCAAGAACUCCCACGCCAGUGGGUCCUCCACCUUUCAUCCCUGCACCAACCGUGGAGACUAACCUGUUGUUUAUCCGAACUCCCGAAGGAGGACAAGGACCAGAUCCCAUUGUUGUACCUCCUCCGCAGCAGGAACACGUCGUGUACAUCCUCAAUAAACAGUCUGACGAAGGUCAAAAGGUGAUCGAAGUUCCAGCACCGCCACCAUCCGAUCCUGAAGUGUACUUCGUUAACUACGCUGAAGGAGAGAAUCCAACUCUUCCAAGUGGAGUGGAUCUGCAGACUGCCUUGGAUGCGGCUUCGUCUGGUAGUGGUCAGGUGGUUGGGAGUUCUGAAAGCUUCGGAAACGGGGAAGCUGGGAUUAAUGGUGGUUUCGGUAGCAGCAGUGGUUUCGGAAGUGGCAGUGGUUUCGGAAGCAGCAGUGGCUUUGGAAGUAGCAGUGUUUUCGGAAGCAGCAAUGUUUUUGGAAGUAACAAUGGUUUCGGAAACAGUAAUGGUUUUGGAACCAGUGGUGGUCUUGGGAGAAGCAAUGGUUUCAGAGUGAACGGUGCUUCUGGAGGCAGCAGUGGUUUCGAAAGUAGCAAUGGUUUAGGAAGCAGUAAUGGCUUUGGAAGUAGCAAUGGUUUCGGAAGCAGCAUUAGUUUUGGUACCAUUGGUAGUCUUGGAAGCAGCAAUGGUUUCGGAGUCAGCGGUGCUUCCGGAGGCAGCAACGGUUUCGGAGUCAGCGGUGCUUCCGGAGGCAGCAAUGGUUUAGGAAGCAACGGUGGUUUCGACAGUGACAUUGGUUUCGGAAGCAGCAAUAGUUUUGGUACCAUUGGUAGUCUUGGAAGCGGCACUGGUUUCGUAAUCAACAAUGCUUUCGGAGGCAGCAAUGAUUUCGGAAGUGGCAAUGGUUUUAUAAGCAACAGUGGUCUCGGAGGCAGUAAUGGAUUCGGAAGUUUUACUGAUUUCUCAUCAAGAAGUGCAGAUGGAAUUAAUGGCGGAUUCAGCAGCGGUAGUGUCAGUGGUGCUGGAAUCAGCAGCCUGUCAGGGAUUGGUCACGCAUCAACGCUGCCCAGUCUGUACACAACACCUUAACAAGGUCAUUCAUACAGAAAAGCUAGUGAUGUUAAAUCAUGUAAAUAUAUUUUUGUUAAAAAUCUGAUAAUCUGAAUAAAUCACAUAUCGAAC